UGACAGGAGCAGAGGGAAACAGGGAGGGGGAGAUCUCCCUCGUGAUACCGUCUCCAUUACGGCCUAUAGCGAGAGGAGAGAGAGAGAGAGAGAGUAACGCCAACAAAAAGACAGAGGAGGACGCACAGACGCCCAACCAAAUCCCUCCUACUUCUCCAGACGACUCUCUCUCGCUCUCUCACUUGUUCCUGCUUUUAAGCGACUCCUUCUUUUCUCAGAGGAGGAGAGCUUGGAGGUCGGGAGAAAUGGCGUGCGGCGAGGAUAAGGAGCAGAAGCAGGAUCCUCGCAUUGAAGGAAUAGCCGCUUCCAUCCGCGUCGUCCCCGACUUCCCCAAGAAAGGAAUCAUGUUCCAAGACAUCACUACCCUGUUGCUCGACCCGAAAACGUUCAAGAACACGGUGGACUUGUUUGUGGAGCGGUACCUGGGCAAAGACAUCUCCGUCGUCGCCGGAAUCGAGGCUAGAGGCUUCAUAUUUGGUCCCCCAAUUGCUUUAGCAAUUGGUGCUAAAUUUAUUCCCUUGAGGAAGCCACGAAAGUUGCCAGGUGAAGUCAUUUCAGAAAAGUAUGUUCUGGAAUAUGGAACCGAUUGUCUUGAAAUGCAUGUCGGAGCAGUUCAACCUGGUGACCAUGCUUUGGUUGUUGAUGAUCUGAUAGCGACUGGGGGAACACUUUGUGCUGCCAUGAACUUACUUGAGCGUGCUGGUGCCGAGGUGGUUGAAUGUGCAUGUGUUAUUGAACUUCCAGAACUCAAGGGUCGCGAAAAGCUAAAUGGUAAGCCAUUAUACAUACUGGUGGAGUCCCGUUGAUGCUCCUGUCUGCUAUCAAAUUGCCAGAGCAGAGUUCACGCAUGUUGUACAUUAGAGGAUUCGUUCUCCACUCUCAUUAGUUGAAGCUGGCAUCUGUUCUCUUCAUGGCAGUAAAUUUUGAUUGGUUUAUGCCUUGGCUUCCUUCUUAUGUUCCUCGUUCUCAACUUAUCGUUAGGACUUUGGAUUCAUUCAAAAUAACUAUUUGUUAUUCCACAAGUUUCAAACUCAUUAUGAUUUCUAUUAUCGAUUCUUCAUCAAUGGAAACCAUGAAUUGACCACUACAA
Messenger RNA from Musa acuminata AAA Group (dessert banana), 1090 nucleotides. RefSeq names its product adenine phosphoribosyltransferase 4-like. NCBI's taxonomy places the organism in Eukaryota, Viridiplantae, Streptophyta, Magnoliopsida, Zingiberales, Musaceae. Bases 246 to 806 code for a protein of 186 amino acids. Gene Ontology annotation, cellular component: cytosol; cytoplasm. The transcript has 7 exons. Gene Ontology annotation, biological process: adenine salvage. The record is from RefSeq and is a predicted model, not a curated record. Gene Ontology annotation, molecular function: adenine phosphoribosyltransferase activity.